CACUACAAAAGGCUCACACUCACCAUCAGUCAGCGUCCGAUCUUGCGUAGAUUACCGGGCUCUCAAGUUGACAGUCAAAUUCCGCUACCCACUUCCCCUCGUCCCAGCGGCGCCACUGUAUUCACCAAGUUGGACCUCCGCAGCGCCUAUAACCUCGUCUGAAUACGUGAGGGGGACAAGUGGAAGACAGCCUUUGUGACCCCUACUGGACACUACGAGUACUGCGUGAUGCCGUAUGGCAUGGUCAACGCCCCCUCCGUAUUCCAGAAUUUCAUCCACGAGGUGCUCCGGGAGUUCCUCCACAAGUUUGUUCUAGUCUACACUGAUGACAUCCUAAUCUACUCCCGGAGUAUGGCUGAACAUCGCCACCAUGUUGCGGAGGUCCUAAAAUGCCUGAGGGAGUUCCAACUGUUCCUCAAGGCCGAAAAAUGCUCAUUCCAUCAACCCUCAGUGCAGUUCCUUGGCUACAAUAUCAGCAGCAGUGGCAUCCAGAUGGAUGAGGUAAAGGUUGAAGCCAUAAAGAACUGGCCAACUCCAUCCACCAUCAAAGAACUCCAAAGAUUCCUUGGAUUUGCCAACUUUUACCGUAGAUUUAUCCAGAACUACAGCUCCAUCGCAAAUCCACUCACUAACCUCCUCUGCCACAAGCCCAAGUCUCUGUCCUGGUCACCAGCUGCCACAGAUGCCUUCAACACCCUAAAGGAAGCCUUCACCAGCACACCGCUCCUCGUGCAUCCCGACCCAGAAAAGCCCUUCAUUGUUGAAGUAGACGCAUCAACCACAGGAGUAGGAGCGGUGCUAUCACAGCAGCAGCAGGGGAAUCCAGCCAAACUCCAUCCAUGUGCCGCCUUCUCCACAGAUCAUAAAAACUUAAGUACUUAAGAGACGCCAAAAGACUGAAUCCACUGCAAGCAUGUUGGGCGUUAUUCUUCACACGUUUCCACUUCAGUAUCUCUUAUCGUCCAGGUCCCAAGAAUGUUAAGGCAGAUGCCUUAUCCCGUCUGUACACCCCAGAUGAAAACCACGAAAAACCUGAAUCAAUCCUGCCUGAGAACAUUAUUGUGAGUCCCAUCAGAUGGUCUGAAUCCACCAUUCCCUCCUCCAAUGCCUCCACAAACACUCCGCCGGGCUGCCCACCAGGUUUGCAAUGCAUCAACAGGACACGACGCACUCCACUCA
Molecule: messenger RNA, 1179 nt
Organism: Megalobrama amblycephala (Wuchang bream)
Lineage: Eukaryota; Metazoa; Chordata; Actinopteri; Cypriniformes; Xenocyprididae
Exons: 1
Coding region: 229-882 (217 amino acids)
Source: RefSeq, a predicted model, not a curated record